Molecule: messenger RNA, 2854 nt
Organism: Gadus macrocephalus (Pacific cod)
Lineage: Eukaryota; Metazoa; Chordata; Actinopteri; Gadiformes; Gadidae
Gene: ccdc50a
Product: coiled-coil domain containing 50a
Exons: 12
Coding region: 330-2162 (610 amino acids)
Cellular component (GO): cytoplasm
Molecular function (GO): ubiquitin protein ligase binding
Source: RefSeq, a predicted model, not a curated record
UGCUGCCACAAGCCGCAGCUGCAGCCAGCUGCGUUUUCUGAGACAACGAAGAGGGGAGGGUCAGUCAUCGGUGGGAGGGAUGCUCGCAGAAUACGCUGAUCUGCUAGCUAUAGUAAUGAAGCAGCAUUGCUAACUAGUACCAGCGACGUGACACGCGUUAGUUAUCGAACCUCCAUAACGGGUGGCUGUCCGGCUCCUCAUCAUUCUUCAACGUGUGUUCGAGCAGAGGCCGCCGCCGGUCAAUCAAUCAGGGGCCGCCGGUGUUGUUAACCUUCGGAAGAACGCGGAAGUGUCAUUCAGCGUAAACCCUUUGACACAUUGCUGACAACAUGGCUGAAUUUAGCAUCGACCAGAAAAAACUGCCUCCAGUAAAAGAUGUGUGUCGUGACUUUGCAGUGCUGGAAGACCAUUGCCUGGCCCACAACCUCCAGGAGCAAGAGAUCGAGAGCCACCUGGCGUCCAACGUCCACAAGAGUCGCCUGGCUCAGCACGACCUGAAGGUGGCCAAGCUGCUGCAAGAGGAGGAGGACAUGAGGGCCAAGGCCCAGAGCAAGAGACAGUUCCGGGACCUAGAACGCCAAGAUAAUGAGAUCGCACAGGGGAUUCAGGAGGAACUCGUCCGACAGGCUGAGCAGCAGAUACUUCAGGAAGAAAAGGACAUGGCCAUCGCGCGUAAAAUGCAGGAGAAGGAGAUGAAGGAAGAGAGGAGGAGACAGAAGAAGCUGGAGGCUAACUUUGAGGAGGAGUACUUCGAGGAUGAAGGAGGGCGCCCAGACAAAAAGGGCCAUCCCGCCCCCAGGUCGCACAGUGGCUCCCCGGGCCGCUUCGACGAGCCUCCCGCCUCGGGUCGCCCCCGGGAAGAGCGUUUCCGCGAGGACCCCGCGUCCCCCCACAGCCGCUCCCAAAACCCCAAGCACUACCUGGCGGUGGAGGGGGACACCUACCCCGAGCACUCGCUGCCCCCUAGAGGCCGCCACGGGGAUAGGCCACCAGGGGACCACCCGGGGCCCGAGGCGGGCCGGGCCCGCGGCCCGAGGGGGGAGGAGGCGGAGAGGGUGGUGCGGCGGAAGGAGAGGCCGCCCAGGCCCCCCCCCAUUGACCUGGACCGGGACUGGGACCGGGACCGGGAGAGGGACCACGAGAGACAGCGGAACAGGGAGAGGGAGAGAGUGAGGGACAGGGACAGGGAGAGAGACCCCCGGCGGGGCCCGGAGCGACCCAGGGCCCGGGGGGCGGCCGGGGACCACCACAGGGAGCCGGACAGACAGAGAGACACGGACAGACGGCGGGCCAGGACACCGAGCCGGGAGCGGGUUCUAGAGGAGGAGGGGAUCCCGAGGAAGGACAGGACGUCAUGGGGCGAUGAAGAGGUGCAGGGGGUGGUUGGUGGUGGUGGUGGUGAUGAUGGGGGGGGGGAUCGGAGGGGCAGGGGAGCCGGGGGCCGGCAGCGCGUGCCCUCGGACCCUGACGCGGUGUUCGAGGAGCACUGGAGCGGCGACGGGCCUCGGAGCGGGGAGGGUCCCGGCAGGGAACGCUGUCACACGCACCCUCCCGGAGAACCAGGUCGCAUCGUGCAUCGCGCCGGCGGCACCGUCAUCGCGGGCCAAGAGUACGGCCUGAGCGACGCCACCCAGGGCCUGACGCGCCUGGACCUCCGCGACCAGGAGGUCAUCGACAUGGAGGUGGCGCGGAGGCUGCAGGAGGAGGAGAUCUUGGCGAGCAAUAAAGACAAGCACGCUGCCCAAGUCGCUCAGGAUGAGGAAAUCGCUCGGCUUCUGGCGGAGCAGGAGAAGAAGGAGUACAAGAAAAUGAAGGAGCGGGAGAAGGAGAAGGAGCGGGAGAAGGAGAGGAUGAUGAUGGACAGGAUGGCGCAGGACAAGAAGAGACAGGAGGCGGGCCUCAGGCCUCACGCCGAGGACGUGGUCCGUCCGCGGGACGCGGGCCGGCCCCGCGACGACCACGGAGGGCCCAGAACACGGGAAGAGUUGGAGCACCACAGGCAGAGGAGCCACAACAAGCCCACCAGACCCCCUCAACCCCGCACCCCAAACUACGAGAACGUGAACCCCGGCCCCCCCUACGGCUACUCUGACAACCCCUUCCCCCCCCGGGGCAACACCAGGCCAGAGGCGGCCUACAAAGGUGGCUAUUACAGACAGUGACUCAAGCUCCCUGUACUGGCCAGCUGUCCUUAUUUUGAUUUCAUACCAUUUUCCUCAUACCCUUGUUUGUAUUAUUAUUUAAUAUGUUUGUACUCAAGGAUCUGUGCUGUGAUCGACUGAGAGGUUUGGGACAAUCACUGAGUUGCCAAAAUGGAAUAUAUAUUUUUGAACCUCCCUAAAGUUGAGAGAAACCAAGUGUCUUGGGAGGGCCGCUGGUAUUUGUUCCUUUUUUUUGGCUUUAAAAUGUAUAAAAUUGUACUGUAAUUCCUUUUUAAGUUGCCCAGCACCGAGCUAGGCCAAAGGAGCGGGCCCUGGGACCUGAACUCUGAUGAUUCUCCGCUGAGGGACCGUCAUCCAUUGCUGUUCCGUCCUCGUUUGUCAAACGUCUGCAUCACAAGGGCUUCAUUCGCCUCCGCCGGAUAGCCCCGUGGGAUGUGGCUCCAUGCUCCAUGCUCCAUCACGGCUGCUAGUGUCUUAAAACCAAGAUGGCUACCGCUUCUCAAUGCUGGACUUCGCAACUCUUGUCCUUUUAUAUCAUCAUGCCGGGAUUCCGGGCUGUUCGACAUAGUCUCAUGCUGCACACGACUCAUGUUAUUUUAUUUUUUUUGGACGGAAGUGUUCUCUGUUCUCUUUAUCUUCAUAGGUGUGGAACGACAAAGUACAAAACAACCGUAUCGAAAUGCUGGGUCUUG